GCUUUUUUUGGCACUUUAGUGGGUUAAGCAGGAAAUUUAGAAGCAAAGUCACCAACCCCACCAUUUGAUUUCUUCUCCUCUACUUUUUCACCCAGUUGACAAUGUCUGCUACUGCUAGUAUGAUCAACCCACAGCACAAGAAAAAAAAGAAGACGAGAAAGAACACAAGCCAAGGACCUGGACUUUUCUCUGGAUUCGGCAAGGCAGCCCAGGGUGUGCUUACAAAGGGCUAUAAACAGGAUUGGCUAUUUUGCAUCUCGACCCCCAGAUAUGAUCGAUGGGUAAAUGCUGAUCUUACCUUUUGAUUCGUAUGACAUCAUUCUCCUUAGUUUCAAUUUUCCAGUGAAACUGAGAGUAUCCUCUACAUUGCUUUCAGAAUUAUACUUCAACUGCACUGAAACAAGAAAGUGGUUCAAUAAUGGGGGUUACAGCAACAUAUGAGUACGAUGAUAACACAACAAUCCACAUAAACCUUGACACAAAAUCACUUGUGAGUUUGGUUUGCUUUCAGGUGCUGCAAUUGAAUUAGAAAUUUAGAAUGCCUGCACUAAUCAGGAUUUUGAGCUUCUGCUUUUUACUUCUUUGAAUGGCAGAUCUCAACAACUUCCACUUUUGGUAUUAAGUUUCCGCCAUUCACAAAUGUUACAGCUUCACUGAGCCUACCUGAUUACAAUUCUAGCAAGCUGAAGAUCCAGUCUCAACGCUUUAGUAGCAAUUCAGCUUUAGCCAUGUUUCUCUCUCUAGACCAAUCCCCUGCAGUUAAACUUUCAGCAACAGUUGGAUCUCCAGGCCUUGCAUUCGGCGCAGAGACAAAAUACAAUAUUUCUACUGAUUCAUUCACCAAAUUUAAUGCGGGAAUUAGCAUGAUGAAGCCUGAUUGCAAUGCUUCAAUAAUUAUGUAUGUCAUCAUGCUUAAAUCACAAACAACAUGAAUAAAUCAAAAUAUAAACUGCAUUUCAGGUAUAUCGAUUGCAAUGCUUAGAUAUUUCUCUAUGUCAUCAUGCUUAAUUCACAAACAAGAAUAAAUCAAAAUAUAAAUUGCUCUUCAGGUAUAUAUUCAGCAUAGAUGCUCCAGAUCAUGGUAUUGGAUCUUGAACCGAUGGUGUCUAUUAACUAUUUUGAUGUUUAACAAGUUCGUAAUCUAUAAAGAAUACCUGAUUUGCAUUAAAAAUCUAAUAAUCAAACUCAAAUAUCAUUCUUCAAGUUUGUUGCCUUGCAGAACAGUUAAAUGUUAUGUGUGUUACUUUGAUCAGUCAAGGGAGAUUUCCAAGAAUGUCAAAUGAUCUUAACUCAAAGACUUUCUUUUUGUAAAAUUUUCAGGGCAGAUUUCUGUGACCACCCAAGAGCGUCAUACAUGCAAUACUUUGAUCAGUCAAGGAAGACUGCUGCUGUUGUAGAGAUCGGCAGGAAGUUUUCUGAGAGCAAAAAUACCUUCACAGUUGGAGUAUCACGCAUUGUGGAUGAUGUAAAAGUGAAGGCAAAGCUUGACAAUGAAGGAAAGCUCGGGACUCUCCUCCAGUAUAAAUUCAAACCCAAGUCAUACCUAAGAAUCUGUGGUGAGUUUGACACUAUAGCUCCCCCAAGAAUCGGAUUAGCUGUUGUUCUCAAGCUCCCCCAAGACUAGGAUUAGCUCUUAGUGGCAGUAAUGGUGCAGGAGAGAAAGGGUUCUGGAUACCCUUAAAGGUCCCUCCUUGUUUAUGUGCAACUAAGGACUGAAGACACUGAAUUUCCUUUGUAUCAAUAUGUAACUUGUCUAAAUUCAGAAUUCCUACCUUAUCUUUACAUAUUGA
Molecule: messenger RNA, 1790 nt
Organism: Rubroshorea leprosula
Lineage: Eukaryota; Viridiplantae; Streptophyta; Magnoliopsida; Malvales; Dipterocarpaceae
Source: the annotation of a GenBank genome assembly